UUUCAUGUAUGCAUAUGUCGGCUGUUCUUGAUGUGACAGCGAAUUAUUACAUUUCAUUAUAAUACACAGAAAAAUAAUACAGUAAAGUAUUUCACGAGCUUAUUAAUAUAAAACGAUAAUACUUCAUAUUCUUGAAAUAAAUAGUGUUCCAGUUGUGCAGCGUACUGAAUUGUUACGCGCGAAUCUUUUGAAAAUUGCUUACGUGGGCAACAGGUGGAUUAUAUUUCGUGCAAAAUAACGAGAGGCAUAUUGCAGUGAACGCAUUAAAUCGAUUCAUUUUUUAUGGAGUCGUUGUACGUUUAAGAUAUAUUAAUUGCUUAUACAGAGAAAGUAUUUAAGAUAAAAAUAUAUAAAAAAUGGAUUAUGAUUACUUGAUCAAGUUUUUGGCUCUUGGGAAUUCUGGAGUUGGGAAAACCAGUUUUCUGUAUCAGUAUACCGAUGGAACUUUCAAUUCACGCUUUGUUUCCACAGUUGGGAUUGAUUUUAAAGAAAAGAGAGUUAUAUAUCAGAUGCCUGAUGGAAGUAGUCAAAGAGUACAUUUACAGCUUUGGGAUACAGCUGGCCAAGAGAGGUUUCGAAGUUUAACCACGGCCUUUUACCGGGAUUCUAUGGGUUUCUUAUUAAUUUUUGAUCUGACCAAUGAGCUCUCCUUUCUUGAAGUUAGAAAUUGGCUGGAACAGCUUAGGAUGCAUGCAUAUUGUGAAAAUCCAGAUAUAAUUCUCUGUGGUAACAAAUCUGAUCUGGAGGAUAAGCGAGUUAUUAGCGAGUAUAAAGCACGUGAUCUAGCAGAGAAACAUGGAUUGGUAUAUUUGGAAACUAGUGCUGCUACUGGACAAAAUGUUGAACGUGCAGUAGAAAUUCUGUUAGAACGUGUUAUGCGCAGAAUGGAAAUUACAGUAGAUAAAUCAUUGCUACCACAUCAAAAGAUUUUAAAGUGUCACGAGCGUGAGACACCACCUCCUAAUAGUUCUUGUUAUUGCUGACAGUGUGAUUUUGCAUAGACAGUCAGAUUAGUUUGACUGCUAUUGCAAUCGGAGGUCUCAGGGGGAAAAAAUAUUUCCUUUAUUCUCAUAAGAUAACAGAUCGACAUUUAACUUAAUUACAAGUCAUUCAAUUCUGGGUAAAAAAGGUUGUGACAAAGGAAUUUAAUCAGAAUUUUUUCUGAAAUUUAUCAGGUAUGUCUCGAGUUGUGAAUAUCAAUAUUCUAAGCUAUUGCUUCCUACAAUGUACAAUCCUGUCGUCUUCCAUGUUUCUUCUUUGUCAUAAGAAUUUAUCUCUUCUUUUGUCAUAUCAUUAUAAUACAAAUCAUCACCAUUACCAUCACCAUCACCAUCACCAUCACCAUCACCAUCACCAUUACCAUCACCAUCACCAUCACACACACACACACACACACACACACACACACACACACACACACACACACACACACACACACACACACACACACACACACACACACACACUGUGUAUAUAUAUUUUUGUUUUUAAACGAAUCUCUUCGAUACAUUUUCCAUUCCUGCUUCCUUGAUAUCUUUUCCUUGAAAUCUUCAAAAAUAAUGAUUUAACUUAUAUCUUCAUCAUAAUAAUAUGCACAAAGUGUUCAAAAAGUCAAUCUUUCACAAUGUGUCAAAAGUGUGAUAUAACAAUUUCAAAGAAAUUUUCAAAUUUAUGAAUCUUCAUAUAUGACUAAAUGUUUUUAAUGCUGUUAUUGUAUGAUAUUUAUUUAGAAUUAUUAAGUGUAAUCGUAAGUAAUACGUUCAAUACAAUCAAUAAUAUCAUACAAUAUGCAUGAAGUACCACAUACUAAUCUUGUGAUAUUUAUACAGAUUUAAUAUCUUGUUCGAGAUAAUAUAGAUAACGAUAUCGCGUUUGGAAAUUAUGAGAAUUUACGUUAUUAAUGUAAUGGAAACAAGAUUAUAUACUUAUACUAUAUA
Molecule: messenger RNA, 1937 nt
Organism: Vespa crabro (European hornet)
Lineage: Eukaryota; Metazoa; Arthropoda; Insecta; Hymenoptera; Vespidae
Gene: Rab27
Product: ras-related protein Rab-27A
Exons: 6
Coding region: 357-983 (208 amino acids)
Biological process (GO): positive regulation of exocytosis; melanosome transport
Cellular component (GO): melanosome; secretory granule
Molecular function (GO): GTPase activity; GTP binding
Source: RefSeq, a predicted model, not a curated record